AACCGCUGGUGGUGGAUGGACGAUGCUUCAGAACCGAGAUAGCGGCAACGUUAGGUUUUAUCGUGACUGGACCGAGUACAAAACUGGAUUUGGGAAUCUGUACGGGGAGUUUUGGUUGGGAUUGGAGAAUAUUCAUCUUUUGACGACCCAAGAUGAAUAUCAGUUUCGAGUUUGGCUCUCGAUGGAUUCUUACUGGACAUACGCUAUGUACGAUAGUUUUCAUGUAUCUGACGAGAAUGACAAUUACACCUUGACGAUUGGUACAUUUACCGGUUCCACAAAAGCAGGUGACUCGAUGAUAAGAGAGCACAAUGGAAUGCCAUGGUCAACGUAUGACAAUGACAACGACAAUGCCAAUGGCAACUGCGCAGUGAUCUACCAUGGAGCGUGGUGGUACAACGAUUGCCAAACCUCCAACUUAAACGGGCCCUAUCGGACGAACGGAUACCUGGGUAGUGAUGAAAAAGGGAUAACUUGGGAAAGUUGGACCGAAAAUCAUGAGUCAUUGAUGAAAGUUAACAUGAAAAUAAGACCACUGAGUGCCGGUAAUUAA
Messenger RNA from Asterias rubens (European starfish), 553 nucleotides. RefSeq names its product fibrinogen C domain-containing protein 1-A-like. The transcript has 4 exons. Bases 23 to 553 code for a protein of 176 amino acids. Lineage: Eukaryota; Metazoa; Echinodermata; Asteroidea; Forcipulatida; Asteriidae. The record is from RefSeq and is a predicted model, not a curated record.